AUCUUUUAUCUAUUAGUAACAGACGACUAUGGAAAAUUUUUCUGAUCGAGAAUUUCAAUUAUUUUUGCUAAAAAUUCAAAAUUUAUUGAAAAAACAAAGUACAGAAAUAUUGGCUGAAUUUAAGGAACAUGUAGCAAGUAUUACAGAGGAGGAUACAGAUAAUCUAGACCCUAGACAGUUGAUCAAGCUUUUAAAAGACACACAACUUAUCCUUAAGACUAAUGUUGAAAUACUAAGAGAAAUUUUUAUUGGAAUAAAUCUGGAACAUUUAUAUAAAAAUGUCAUCGCCCAAGUUAAAUCUCCAAGUACUGAAGAACCACCUCCACUAAAAACCUUUCGGAACGCGGCAAAGGAAAUUUUAUGGGAUUAUGUUGAAAGUGAUCCGCAACAAAUACGCCAUGAAACAAUCAAGAAGGAUCAUGAUGUACCUUCAGAAAGGACACAUUUUACUGAAGAGGAAUCAAGUGAGCAUGAAUCAACCGAGAGUACAUCACACUCUAACGAUAUCGUGUUAAGAAAUUAUCAACUUGAAUUGGCCGAAGAAGGAUUAUCUGGUGAAAAUACUAUUAUAUGCGCUCCUACUGGUUCUGGCAAGACCUAUACUGCUGCCCAUAUAUGUUCAGAGAGAUCACGCAAAAUUACAAGUACAAAACAUAACGGCGUAAGAAUUGUAUUUGUUGUUCCAUUAAAAGCUUUGAAAGACCAGCAAAGAAAAGCUUUUCGUGCAUACUUUGAAAAUGUUCAUUCUGUCGGGCCUGAUAACACUCUGAGGGAACUUUUAAAGUCUCCAAAUAAAGCUGCUGUCGUAGUUAUGUUAACCGCUCAGAAUUUAGUUAAUGCUAUAGAAGAACCGAGCAGUUCUAACAGAAAAGUGGCACUAGAGGAAAUAGACAUUUUAGUUAUGGAUGAAUGUCAUCAUACUAAAAAAAACCAUCCUUAUGCUAAAAUUAUGCAUCACUGUAUGCAAAAUACUGUGGCUAACAAGCAGAUUCCUCAGCUGAUUGGACUCUCGGCUUCUCUGGGUGCUGGGAGUAAAGGUGAAGAGUUUGUGACUUCUGAAGAGUCCAUAACUUUCAAUCAUUACGUAAAUUUAUGUGCAUUUUAUCAUGCCCAUAAAAUUUCGUACGUUGUGAACUAUAGACAAGAAAUAGAACAAUUAAUUAAUAAAUCAGAAGAAUUAAUAAAACCUGUACCUGCACGAAAACAAGGAGACUAUAUAUCUGUUCUUCGAGAAAUAAGUGAGAGAAUAAUGAAAGAUGAGGAUGCUCAUUUUGCCGAAAUCGGUUUUGAUAUAACAUCCUCACAAUUUGAAAAUUGGAUUGUUGAUCAAAAAAACAAAGCUAUUUCUAAUGGUGAAGCAGUUACGAAAGAUGCCUGCUUUUAUUUACAACACCUACGAAAGGCAGUAAUGUUUUAUGAAGAUUUUCAAAUAGAGGAUUCUUACUUAUAUUUGAACGAAAUAUUUAGUAAUUGUCAUGAUGUUACAUCACCCAAUCGUACAAAAUGGAUAAGAGUCUUUCAUGAGUAUAUUGACAGAAUAGACAUUGCACGCCAUCAAGAUUUACUUGAAAAUAAUCAACUUGUAGAAAUUCUCAUAAAAGAAAUUAAGGAAAUUUACAAUAAAAAUCCAAAAUCCCAAGGAUUAAUCCUCUGUCGAACUGUCUAUGGAACAAGAGCCCUUCAUAGAAUAAUUACAGAACAGAUGCCUAAUUACAAAGUUUCUCAGAUAUUUGGGACAAAUCAAUGCGACGGAAAGAUUCAGAUGACGGAAAAGUCACAACAACGAAUUUUAAAUUGUUUUCGAGACGGCAAACUACAAAUAUUAGUAGGAACGGAUAUUCUACAAGAAGCCCAUGAUCUACCUGCUUGUAAUUUCGUUAUUCGUUAUAAUUUUGUUAGUAAUGAAAUUGGAUCUGUUCAGGUUGCUCAAGGCAGAGCAAGAGCAAAGGAUAGCCAGUGCGUAUUAAUCGUUCGUGAAGACUCUAAUGAGUUAAUGCGUGAGCAGCGAAAUCGAAUACGUGAAAUUAAAAUGAUUGAAACUUUGGAUGAAAUAAAUAGCGAUCCAAGUCGUAUUCGUAUGUUAGUUGACAAAGCUAUAAAUGAAAAUAUAGAAGAGGAAAUUAGAAGAUCCAGAGUUACGCGUGAAGAUUCUGAAGUUGAUUUAUCAACGUUUGUCUUCUGUUGUGGAUCUUGCGCGAGAGAAUUGUUUACUGCUGAUCAACUAAGAAAGAAUGGUCAACAAUACAUUUGCAUAGAUCCAGAAUUUCCCAGCAAAAUAGAUAUUACUAACUACUCCACUCCUAUGCCAUUUAGUAGGGAUGACCAUGAAGGUAAAUUCUUCUGCAAGGCUGCCGAGUGUUCGGAUCGAAAAGAGAAGAGAGAUAGUUUGGGAACUUUAAUUAGAUAUAAAUGCCCUUAUCCACGUGAAAUAGGAUAUGUCAUGUCUAUAAGAGCUUUAAGUAUGAGGAAAGUAGAUACUGCAAGACCUUCCCCACUGAAAAAAUGGACAAAACUUCUAUUUCCUGAAAAUUGUAUUAUAAGAGAUGAAUAA
Molecule: messenger RNA, 2551 nt
Organism: Dimorphilus gyrociliatus
Lineage: Eukaryota; Metazoa; Annelida; Polychaeta; Dinophilidae
Source: the annotation of a GenBank genome assembly